Molecule: messenger RNA, 2778 nt
Organism: Bathycoccus prasinos
Lineage: Eukaryota; Viridiplantae; Chlorophyta; Mamiellophyceae; Mamiellales; Bathycoccaceae
Exons: 1
Coding region: 1-2778 (925 amino acids)
Molecular function (GO): protein binding; GTPase activator activity
Source: RefSeq, a predicted model, not a curated record
AUGGAGAAUAAACACCCGAGCGUGGUGUUUACGACGACGAACGCGGCGGAGGAGGCGACGACUCAGACGAUUCAGACGACGACAUCUUUGCAAGACUCGCCGUUCGUGAGAGAAAAGCUGCAAAAACUGAGCGAAAAAGUUGCCACGAAACGAAACCUUUGCAGAGGGUUUACGAACGCCUUGACGCGAUAUUGCGACGCGCACGAGCAGAUGGCACGAGAAAGCGAACGGUUCGCCAGAGAGGUUGAAGUGUUAGAGGUUGAGAUGUUUGGGAAAGAGAGCGGGUUUGCGUUGACGACGACGACGACGAGCGGCGCGAAGAGUAUCGCUACGAACAAAAGCAUCGAAGAAGAGACGAGGACGGAUAUGUUGGUCACGAGAGUAAGAGAGAGCGCGGAGGCACACAGUAGCUUUUCGAGAGACGCGAGGGAAACGGUUGGUCACAUGUUGGAGGUUUUCGGGACGCACGAGUGCGAGCGUCAAAAAGCGAAGCAGAGCGUCUUCGCCAAGACGGUGGAGAAGGUUGAACGGGAGAGGAGUAAACACGCGAGGUCGAAUUCGAGCGUGUCGAAGAUGAAGUUUAGCGAAGCCGCGAGCGCGACGGAUUUAGCGAGAUUCGAGCUGAUGGCGUGUUUGCAAAGAGGGGUGCACGAGAGCGAGAGCGUCGUGGAGAAGGUGACGGUGGAGAUGGUGAAGAGACAUUUGGAGUUUAUAAAAAAUUUGGGAGGAAAUCUGGAGGUGGAGGACGGAGUGAAAGAACGCGAGGAAGCGUUGAGAGGAUUCGAAGAAGAGGUGGAGAAGAUGAUGGGACAGUUUCGGCAAGAGGUGGACGCGUACGCGAUGGAGAACGGUUUUAGCGGAGAGCACCACGAUGCGGUUGUGGCCGGGAUGAUUAGUCCGGUAUCGGAGGGCGAAGACGUGGAGAAUACGACGACGACAACAAUCCCUUCCAACUUACCGUACGAUGGGAGUUUGACGACAGAUCGCGCAAGAGAGCUGUCGAAUAAACUCACCGCGUCGUUAGCGAACUUAGAACUAUUACGUAGCAAAGCAGCGCGAGAGCGGCAACUACAGCAGCAGCAGCAGCACUCGAAUUCCGAGGAGUUUGGUAACCACGGAAGUCUUUCGGCCAGAGAACAACAGAAACAACUCACGGAUGUUUUAUAUGGCGGUGGUAAAGGUAAACACAACAGAAGUAAAAGCGAGGGUUUUACUAUUCACGACGUCUCGUUCAACUCAGACUUGCUCGGCGGCGGCGACGGCACUACUAACGACCAAAACAUGAACAUCGAAGAUCGCAUUUUGACGCAAGGGUACCUGUGGAAACGAUCCAGAACGCUUCGCGAUUGGAAGAAAAGGUACUUUGUUUUAGACGUGUACGGAAACUUGAUGUAUUAUCGAUCGUCUUCGAACUCAAAAGCGUUCAUUCAGUCGCGAUUAGGCGGGGUUUUUGGCGGUAGCAGUCACGAAAACGCCACAAACGACGUCGAUCUUACCGAAGCACACGAAACUGUACGUCUGUUGACGUCUACGGUGAAAUCAGGUACCGGCGUAGACCGCGAAGACGAUCCGAAAAAUUCGAAGUAUUUUGUCGCGAACGCGUUUCGUAUCGUUUCAAUGGAGAAAACGUACGUUUUGCGCGCCGAAUCUGAGGAAGUGCAAGCUGACUGGAUGGAGGCGAUUACCUCCGCCAUCGCGGUGUUGCUCAAUCAAAACCACCACUUGCCUACUUCCACUUCGCCAACUGAUGCCGACGAUGCGUACUUUAACAAGCACAAACCGGGUGUAACGUCCGCUGAUGCGAUGUCGAACUCCUCGCAAACGACUAACACGACUGGUCACCGGAGAACGUUAUCGGGAUGUUCCGCGUUGUCGUCGGAUUUAAGCGACGCGCAGAUCGAGAACAACCCUUUCAUGAAUCCCGACAAGUACGCCACACUCUCUUUAGCAAACGGGAAUUCGCCUCUGGAAAUCUUGCGUUCUGCGCCUGGGUGUACCACGUGCGCGGACUGCUCGAUGCCGGAACCAGAAUGGGCGUCGUUGAAUUACGGCGUGGCUUUAUGCGUUGAGUGUUCCGGUGCGCACCGAAGUCUUGGCGUCCACGUGUCGAAAGUGCGAAGUGCGAUUUUAGACGUAAAGGUUUGGACGGAUCCGUUAUUGAAUGGCACUUUCGUUAAGUGGGGCAACGCGAACGCGAACGCAGUUUUGGAGGCAAAGAUAUUAAAGAAACCGUCGUCGUUUUUGGACAACGACAAAAGCGCGACACGAAAACCGCAUCCGAAAAGCACCAAGGAAGAAAAGCUCGAGUUCAUAAAGAAAAAGUAUACCGAAAAACUCUUCGUGGACGGAAAACGCGAGAAAAUUACAUCCAUGUCGCACCCAGACGCGGAACUUUUGAAAAUCGCCGUCAUAUCCGGCGACGUCGCUGAAAUUAUGCGCACGUUCACCUCGGGCGCAACCAUCGAUUCGAGAGACGUGGCGCAGAAUAUUUUUAAAGCGUGUGCGAUGCAAAAUUUCACAAAUCCAACGGAAGUUAUCGAGAUAAUAGUUCGUAACGGUUUCGAUUUAGAAAACUUUAGAUGCACGCAAACCGGAAAGACGCCGUUACACUGCGCCGUGAUGUCCGAUAACGACGCGCUCGCGAAGUUUUUAGUCACGGCGAAACGCUUGGACAUCGCCGCGAAAGACGGCGACGGGUUGACCGCGUUGGAAGCAGCGAUGCAAAGAGGAUACGUGCGAGAUGCCGAUUUGUUGCACAUGUUGAGCGCGAAAGAGUGA